AUCACAUAGACAUCACUGCGCUUCUGACAGAAAAUCGAGCUGUCGCUCUCCGGUGUCCAUCGUAUCUUCAAACAAAACGUGUCAACUCGAAGUCUACCCAGCGACUAUGCCAUGCCAAAUGGUAAACAAACGCUAGCUUGCCAUAUUAAAUACGAGAGGAGAAAUCACUGUCGGAUUGAGGUGGAUUAGACCAGUUGAAAUCACUUGCACAAGACAUCAACUCUCUGGUUUUCCGUCGAUGAAGCGACCCAAUAAGGAACAAUAAGAUAUUCGGCACAUGUGAGCGAUUCAUGGCUUUGUUAGACAUUUAGAAUUGUGGCAAGCCAAUUCAGCGACAGACAUGAACAAAAGAACGAUUGCUCUCAAGAAUUUGUCUGAGAAGCUGAUGCUACUGUUCCAUAUGCAAAGAAGCCUUUAGACCCGACAAUAAUAGGCUACCAAAAUGACAAGACUCUUCUGGAAUGCGCUCAUUGGGAUUUUGGCAUGCAUUUUACGGAAAAUAGAACUUCGCUUUAAUCGACGUCCUUGUAUCAUGAGAGAAUAAUAUUUGUCCUAGGAACAUGGACAAAGAAUGCACAAGCUUUCCCUGAUGCGAUGAGAUACUCUUCAAGUUCUCUUGAGAAUUGAAGCCAACCAUAUCAACACCGACAAAAAUUCAAGUUUGGACUGUGUUUAAAGCCAGAACCGACAACCAAUUUCACGGGAACACCGUAUCUAUAUUAAAGCAUCUUCACAGACUCGCAGAGCGAGUCUGUGAGCAGGUGAGUGCGGGACCCUGUCUGCCCCACUGUCCAGCGACAUAAUGAGCUGGAGCUUCCUCACGCGGCUGCUGGAGGAGAUCCACAACCACUCCACCUUCGUGGGGAAGCUGUGGCUCACCGUGCUUGUCGUCUUCCGCAUCGUUCUCACCGCCGUCGGGGGAGAGUCCAUCUACUACGACGAGCAGAGCAAGUUCGUCUGCAACUCGGGCCAGCCAGGCUGCGAGAACGUCUGCUAUGACGCCUUCGCGCCGCUAUCGCACGUCCGCUUCUGGGUCUUCCAGAUCAUCCUGGUGGCCAUGCCAUCUCUCAUGUACAUGGGCUACGCUGUCAACAAGAUCGCCCGGCUGGACGAGGACAAGGGCGGGGGAGGGGUGACCACUGAGACAGGGGGAGGGGGUGGAGGGGGCUACACCCACCGGAGGCCCAGGAAGAUCUGCUUCGGGGCGCGGCAGCACCGGGGUAUAGAGGAGGAUCAGGACCAGGACCAAGAGGAUGAUCCUAUGAUCUACGAGGUGCCUGAGCCCGAGCCACCUCGCCGGGUCGACCCACUGGCCCCAAGGCCCAAGCCCAAGGUACGCCAUGACGGGCGGCGGCGUAUCCAGGGUGACGGGCUGAUGCGUAUCUACGUGAUGCAGCUGGUGACUCGCACGGCGCUGGAGGCGGGCUUCCUGGCGGGCCAGUACCUGCUGUACGGCUUCCGCGUGAUUCCUGUGUUCGUGUGCUCCUUCAAGCCCUGCCCCCACAGUGUGGACUGCUUUGUGUCGCGGCCCACGGAGAAGACCAUCUUCCUGCGCAUCAUGUACGGCGUCACUGUGCUCUGCCUCACCCUCAACGUGUGGGAGAUGCUGCACCUGGGCAUCGGGACCAUCUGUGACAUCCUGCGCCGUCGCCGCUGCCCGCCCCAGGAGGACGAGUACCAGCUGGGGCUGCUGGGGCCCAGCGUGGGGGUCUCCGUGGGGGUGCCAGGGCCGGAGCCGGGUGCAGGGGGAGGGGUGGUGGGGGAUGGGGGUGCUGACUACGUGGGGUACCCGUUCUCGUGGAAUGCCCCGUCGGCUCCGCCGGGCUACAACAUCGUGGUGAAGCCGGAGCAGAUCCCCUACACGGACUUGAGCAACGCCAAGAUGGCGUGCAAGCAGAACCGGGCCAACAUCGCCCAGGAGGAGCAGCAGCAGUUUGGGAGUAACGAGGACAAUUUCCCCACUGGAGGGGAGACCCGCGUGGCCCUCAACAAGGACAUGAUCCUGCAUGCCCAUGACCAGCUAGAGGCAGCCAUCCAGGCCUACAGCCAGCAGCACAGGGCAGAGGAACACCUGGGGGACAACCAUGAUGACAAGCCCCAGAGCAACAUCACCCAGGCCCAGCCGCAGCCUCAGCCUCAGCCUCACAAGGAGCGCAAGCACCGCUUCAAACACGGCAAGGGGGGCAGCAGUGGAGGAGGGACUGGGAGCAGCAGCAACAGCAGCAGUAGCAAGUCAGGGGAGGGUAAGCCCUCUGUGUGGAUUUGACCCAGUACACACACAUAUAGACAUACAAACACACACACACACACUCCAGCCCUGGCCUGAGCCAGCACUGACGGAGCCCCAUAUCCUUGUAGUGUGUGUGUCAGUGAGGGAAGGGGUGUCCCCGAAAACACUAGGGCCGGCCCUGAAUGGAGGGCUGAGGUAGUGGGAUGUCAUGUUGUCUUUCUGUGGAUAUUUCAACACCAUGUUGUGCCUUUACAAAUCCCACAAGCUGGAGGAGACUAGCCUACAGUAGUAUGUUAGUGUGGACAGGUGAGGAGAGGUGUGUCAGGAGCAUUAGUGAUUUUGCAGCACGCAGUUGUUUGUCUGGGCUGUCACUGUCUAACCUAAAACACACUGACACAACUCUCUGAAACAGUCUCUAUGUGUUUCUGUCCUUCGCUUUUCCAGUUCCGAAGCAGACACUUGUUCUCUGUUGUCUUCCUACUGUCCCAGUUCUUCCAGUAGCCUGACGACUCACACUAAAUUAUUUUGUUGUUCGCUGCAUACUUUAGUCUGAGCCUGCCAUCGUUUAAGUCAUUUGUGGGGACGAGGGGCACGUGGGGCAUUGUACAAAACAAAGUAAUCAGCGAUUGAAUCGUCUCUAACCAAUCAGAGCCCAUGACGAAUUUUCAAACUGCCGCUUUACCCACGUGUGUUCUGGCUCUGGCCUAACCCAUCGGUUUCUGGACCAAGCAGAUGGCCUCGAAUGUGUUCACAUUCGGUGAGGGUCGGGGAGGUACUCUCAUCCAGACUCAUUGCAGAGAAGAAACUAACGUCUGUGGGCGUGGCGUAGUGUUUGGGGGAUUCUGGGCAGCCAGGCAAGUCUUCCAGAGGAUAUUGGGCUGAGAAAAUGUAUCAAUCGUUAUCACAGUCUCUUUUUGGGGAUUUCUGAUCCAUUUAUUUAUAUCCGUCCAUUCUCUUGGUGAUCCUGAUUUCCAUUCCAGAUUUCGAUCAAGCUAAUCUGCUGGCUGACUUUCUGCAAAGUCACGGACUUCAUAAUACAUUGGCAUCAGAAUGAAUGGACAUCAUAAUGCAAUGACAUCAUAAUGCAAUGAAUGACAUCGUAAUGCAAAGACAGUAUAAAACAAUGACUUUAUAAUGCAAUGACAUCAUAAUGCAAUGACUUCCUAAUGCAAUGAUAAUAAUGAAAAGGUCAAUCAUAAUGUCGAUGUUCACCUUCCCUGAAGGCUAUUGUCUGUCUAUUAUCUCUCCAAGGUCACUGAUGUUUAAUGUGUGUGUGACUGUAUAUCUGACGAAGGCCAAGUCUUUGAGUGCAUCCUCCAAAGAUGGAGAGGGACAGUUCAUGGCUUGAUCAGAUGAAAGUAAGUGGUCAGGGAGAUGGUUGAUGGAGAUGGAGUCUGGUGAAGACCUUGUAGAGGGCUACUCUGGGAACCAGCCUGAGUCAUGGAACCACUGGAGUUCACCUCCUUCACAAUGUGUAUGAGAAGCAUGAAUUAAUACCAUUUAUUGUUAACUCCCUCUGUAAACAUGCACUCUUUUCACUUUAUUUUCUCUGUGUUUCUCCAACUAGUGUGUCUCUAGUUCUCUCCAGUUUGGACCUGUGUAAGGUUUUCUCAGUACUGGGUUGACAUUUCAUCUGUCUGGUUAUUGAGUGCCCCCUGGUGGUAUAGCUUUUAAACUAAGGAUUUAUCAUCCCCUUAGUACAAUAUUACUUGCUUUCUUUUGGUAUCUUACUAGUACUUACUCAUUUCUAGUUACCAAUGAUCACCCUGCAUUCCAAACACCUGAAGUUAGUCUCUCCAGUUACACAGUAGCCCACUGUUAGUUUUCCACGGGCAAUUUCCUUUUCAACCUUUCUUACAAGAGUCUUCCAUACAGUGUUCUAUAUGAGACCAACAAGGCUGCAAUAAAAACAGCUCUCUAAGCUAGCUGUGUUGAUGAAGAUCUGCCUCUCUGUUCUCCUCUGUCCAAGUAUUUCUCUGAACUGCCAUAUAGGCUGCGUCCCAAAAAGCACCCUAUUCCCUAUGGGCCCUGAUCAAAAGUACUGCAAUACUUGUUCUCUGUUGUCUUCCUACUGUCCCAGUUCUUCCAGUAGCCUGACGACUCACACUAAAUUAUUUUGUUGUUCGUGGCUUGCGAAAGUAUUCACCUCCCUUGGCAUUUUUCCUAUUUUGUUGCCUUACAACAUGGAAUUAAAAUGGA
Messenger RNA from Coregonus clupeaformis (lake whitefish), 4429 nucleotides. RefSeq names its product gap junction gamma-1 protein-like. The record is from RefSeq and is a predicted model, not a curated record. Lineage: Eukaryota; Metazoa; Chordata; Actinopteri; Salmoniformes; Salmonidae. Gene Ontology annotation, cellular component: connexin complex. The transcript has 2 exons. Gene Ontology annotation, biological process: cell communication. The coding region runs from base 803 to 2266 and encodes 487 amino acids.